AUGUCGACGAUCAAAGUAACUUCCUCACAGUCACCAAUUUCUCGAUCCUCCCGUAUAGGCAUAAUUGGGGCUGGACCAGCGGGUGUUUCAAUCGCUCACUUUUUACGUAAGGAAGGCUAUUCAAAUGUGACGUUAUUGGAAUCCGCUCCCCACAUAGCAGGCAAAAGUUCUACUUUUUAUCAUGAUAAUCGUGGUUACGAUGUUGGUGCUUUGAUGGUCGGUAACAACUAUUCACUAGUCAGAUCCAUUGCGGCUGAACUUGAUUGUCCUCUCGAAAAAUUUUAUUGUGGUGCUUUGGACAUUGAUGCAAAUAAACUUAUGAUUGAAAAUGUUCGCCAUAUUGGAAUUAUUUCCGAUUCUUUUUCAAAAAACAUGUCUCAUUAUUUAGAGGAAAAAAAAAAAUUUGAAAAAGUUAACUUACCUGGUCAUGGCGAUCUAAGCGAAAGUCAUCUCUAUGCACCCAUUGUUCAAUACUUGAAAGAUCGAAAAUUGGAAUAUCUGAAAGAUGCUUGGGCUUUAGCAUAUACCUCCGCUGGAUAUGGUUAUAUUCAGGAUGAUAUACCCGCUGCAUAUUUCCUUAAAUUCAUUCAAAAUUCAGAAAAUACUAUUUGGCGGUUUAAGAACGGUUUUCAGGAUUUCUGGAUCAAAAUGGCUAAGGAUCUUAAUAUUAUAUGUGAUGCUAAAGUAAUAUCUGUUGACCGUUCUCUCAAAAGCCGAAACCUUGGUCCGAUUCUCGUCACCACUCAAAAUACCCGAUCCAAUUUUUCUCAGACCCUUGCAUUCGACCAAAUAAUAAUUGCCACUAAUCCUCGACAAACCGUUCAAUUUCUUGAUACUCCCUCCCCUUUUGAAACCCAUCUAUUUUCUCAAAUAAUUACAUUUGAUUAUUAUACAAUAAUUGCGACUGUGGAAGGUUUGCCUACAAAAGUUGGAAUGACUACAAUUCCUAAGCAUUGCAGCUCUAAGGAAUUUGUUGGACAUGUUACUGCAUAUUAUUGUGCUUACGAAGAUGUACAUACAUAUUUAUUUUAUGCUUACGGUAGUAAAGAGAUUGACCAAGAACGAGUUACAGAAAUAUUUAAAGAAGAUGUUAUCAAAAUGGGAGGUGAAUUAAAGGAGAUUCAUUAUAAUCAACGUUGGGACUUCUUCCCUCAUGUAGAAAACAUGCAAGGACAGGAUGGAACUUUCUAUGUUGGUGGCUGGCUUGAUUUUGAACUUACAGAAAAUUGCAUCUCAUACAGUAAAGAUCUCGUUCAUCGUUUCUUCAAUCCUUCCAUGACUAAUUCUCAAGAAAUCCUCCAUUUACCAAUCCGUCCAAAAAUUGAUGUCAACCCUGCUUCAACUACAAAUUGGGGAAUCGUAUUACGUCUCGCCGCAAAGCGUUUUCCUAAUAAAGUUGCUUUUUCUUGGGUUGAUGUUAACGUUCGGGAGGAAGCUAAAAUUACUUACACAGAAUUAUAUCGUCAAGCUCGUGCUGUCGCUUACUACCUUCGUCAUACUGCCAACCUUAAUACUGGGGAUCCGAUUUUACUUUGUUAUGCACCUGGUUUAAAAUUCCUUCCAAUUCUUUUUGGAUGCAUGUUGGCCGGUAUAACAGCUGUACCUAUAGCACCACCAAAUCUUGCAACUGCCGAUAAAGAUAUAGCAAGAUUUAAAUAUCUUUCGACAACCACCAGUGCAAAAAUUGUUUUUAGUGACAAAAAUUACAUGCUAUACACGAGACUCUAUGCGGCAAAAAGUUUUUUCGGAAUGGCCAAUAAAAUAGAUUGGCCAGAAGGGUUGAUAUGGGUUGAAGGAGAAAAGGUUAUUAGCUCAAAAGAUCUUUUUGAUGAGAAAUUAAUUGAAGAAGUUGAUUGUGAAAACGUUGCAGUAAUUCAAUUUUCGUCUGGUAGCACUGGUGAUCCAAAAGGUGUCAUGCUCACCCAUAAGAAUUUACUUCAUAACGUGGAUCUUAUGCAACAUGAAAUUGGUUUAAAUGAAGAUUCUAUGAUCGCUUUUUGGGUACCCCAAUUUCACGACCUUGGGCUUAUUGGUGGAUUCCUUAAUACUGUUCGAGGGGCUUGUCAAUCAUGCGUUAUGUCACCUUUGACGUUCUUGCAAAAACCUGAAUGUUGGCUUCAAAUGAUUACUAAAUAUAACGCCGAUUAUACUGCAGCACCAAACUUUGCCUACGAAUUAGCAACACGAAAAUGUGAUGAAAAAUUGAUCGCUUCGCUAAACUUAAGUUCUCUUCGGGGCGCGUUCAAUGGUGCGGAACCGGUUCGUUGGUCAACGCUUAGAUCAUUUGCUAGAAAGUUUGGUCCGGCAGGAUUUAAACUUUCAAUGUUUAGGUGCUUAUACGGUUUAGCCGAACAUUGUGCCUACUCGGUUGGCUUCCAAAAUCUUUAUGACGUUCCCACUGUACUUGAUAUCGAUCCGCAAGCUUUGCGACAAGGUCAUGUGAUCGUUAGGUCGAAAUCCGAAAAUCCAAAUAAUAUAGUUUCAACCGGCGUACCUAGUCCGGGCAUGCAAGUCGAAGUUAGAAUCGUGGAUCGGGAAACGAGACAACUCUGUUCACCUUGUACUAUAGGAGAAGUCUGGCUUUCUAGUCCAAGCGUUGGUAAAGGUUAUUUCGGAAAAGAAGAAAUAUCAGAAGAUACAUUUAGAGCAAAAUUGAAUAAUAAGGACCACGGCAAUUGGAUAAAUGAUAAUGGAAGUUUUCUGAGAACGGGAGACCUUGGAUUCUUGUUUAAUGGAGAACUUUUUAUAACUGGAAGAGAUGUUAUAAUAAUUAAUGGUAAAAAUCAUUACCCACAAGAUAUUGAAGUUUCUGUUCAAGAAUGUCAUAAUGAAAUCAGACCGGGUUGUGUUGCAGCACUUCAUCAUUCUGAUGUAGAAACUGGUACUGAUUCACUUAUAAUCCUCGUUGAAAUUCGCAAUCAAAAAGACACUAGGCUGGAAUUCUUACAGCUUAUAAUUGACGAAAUUGCUCGAACUGUUCCUGGAAAACAUGGACUUUCACCUCAAAGAAUUGUCAUUCUUAAACAGCAUAGUAUUCCAAAGACGACAAGUGGUAAACUUCAACGAUCGAAAGCAAAAGAUAUGUUAUUAUCUGGUCUUUUAGAUAAAAGGAUUUUAUUAAGCACGGGUGAGAUUGUUGUUGAACCGAAUUUUGAUGCACCGAGUUCGAAACGUUCAAGCCAUGUCGCAGACCCAAAAAAGAUCAUGGAUGUUUCAAGUAUCGAAAAAAAAAUCGCCAUUCAUGUUCAUCAAGUUUCCAAAUUGGCAUCGAAAUUACUGGUUAAUGAAAUUGAUAUGAAAGCAAAUCUUAUCACUGUUUACGGUUUUGAUUCACUUGGUGCCGUUCAAUUAACGGCUUGUCUCAAAGACGAAUUUGGCAUAGAACUCGCACCUGCUCUUAUUGUGGAUCAUUAUACAAUUGCUGAUUUGGCAGUUCAUAUUUAUAAACAGUUAAAUGAAAAAGUUUUAUGUGAGAAUAUUAAUGAAGUAAUGCCUCUCAAACAAAUUCAAAGUCAAAUUGCGAGCCAAGUUCAUGCUGUAUCUAAAGUUGCGGCAAAGAUUCCAUUGGAUCAACUUAAUUUCAAUGCUAAUCUCAUCACCGACUAUGGAUUUGAUUCGCUUGCUGCUGUGCAGUUGACUGCUUCAAUGAGUCAAAUUUUUGGUAUUGAGAUAGCUCCAACAUUAUUAUAUGACGUUCACACGAUUGGAGAUCUGGCAAAUCAUGUACACAAACAACUUUCAGAAAAUAAACCAUCCGGGAAAAUAUCACAAUCACACGAACAUUUAAACAAACCUCUAAAGGAGGAACUACGUUUAAUACCCUUGGCCCCACGUACCAUAAUUAAUAAACAUAAUCCAACUCUUUACUGUGUUCACCCACUUUUGGGAAAUGUUGCUAGUUAUGUUCAUUUAUCUCGUAAACUUGGAAUCACUCGACCUGUAUAUGGUAUUCAAGCUCCUAAUGAUGUUGAAAGUGACAUUCCAUCAAUGGCCGAGAGAUACGUUAAGGCUGUUCAAGAUGCACAAGCUUCAGGACCUUAUUUCCUAUGUGGAUAUUCCUAUGGUGGUCUUAUCGCAUGGGAAAUGGCCAGAAUAUUACAAAAAUCCGGAUCUAAAGUCGGAGGGCUAUAUCUUAUUGAUGCACCGUCACCCCUAAUGAAUCGUGUUCGUCCACCGAUUAGUGCAUAUAAUGAACCACAUAAAAUCUGGGAGUCGGAUAUUGAACAACUCCUCACUGACGUUGACAGCCAAUGGAUGCACCGUCAAGAAUCAAGUGAUCCAAUAGAGAUCGAAGCUUUCAAAAGGAAAGUUGGCAUACUAAUAGCAUCAAUGUAUAAUCAUACUGCAGAUAUUACCACCGUAGAUUCUAUCCAACCAUUCCCAAUUCAUUAUUGGAGGGCGAAAGAUUUUGCAGGAAAAACGAGUAAUUUAUUACUUGAUCAUCCGUUAUUUAAUGAACCGAAUUUUGGAUGGGAACGUUAUCAAGGUAACAUUACAUUUCACAGGCCAAUUCCCGGAAACCAUUAUUCGAUUCUUAGAGAAGACACAUCUGGAAGAUUGGCUAAAGAAAUUGACAUGCAUAUGCCACAUAACAAUAAGAGAAGCAGUAUGGAUUUAAAACCAUUAAUGCUUGAAACCGUAGCAACGACACCAUCAAGUAGAUCAAGUAGCGCUCCAACUUCUGCCGCUUCUCGAUCAUCAUCAUCGACAGCAUUUCCAUUAUUUAGAAUCGGAAAUAAUGGUCCUAUGAAUAAAAGAGAGGUUGCAAACAUGGCCAUGAACAUACAAAUUCCAUUGCCUGUUGUUCUGGUUGGAAUGAUUGUGUGUGCAUGGUUAUACUCUAACGUUACUAUACUAUUAUGA
Cetraspora pellucida is the source of this 4863-nucleotide messenger RNA. The record is from the annotation of a GenBank genome assembly. NCBI's taxonomy places the organism in Eukaryota, Fungi, Glomeromycota, Glomeromycetes, Diversisporales, Gigasporaceae.